Messenger RNA from Dunckerocampus dactyliophorus (ringed pipefish), 1726 nucleotides. Its product is annotated as calmodulin-1. Gene Ontology annotation, molecular function: calcium ion binding. Bases 140 to 589 code for a protein of 149 amino acids. NCBI's taxonomy places the organism in Eukaryota, Metazoa, Chordata, Actinopteri, Syngnathiformes, Syngnathidae. The record is from RefSeq and is a predicted model, not a curated record. The transcript has 6 exons.
GUUUAAAAUAACCGUUAUAGGCAAGUCCAGUUGUCUAAGCCGUGGUGUGUUCGACUGUUCAUACGGGUUGGCAGAGUGGCGAGGAUACGUGCUGAGGAUUUUUUUUGUGUCGUGAACAAGCACUUCCAUCUACGUCGAAAUGGCCGAUCAGCUUACAGAAGAGCAGAUUGCUGAAUUCAAGGAGGCAUUUUCGCUUUUUGACAAGGACGGAGAUGGCACCAUCACCACCAAGGAGCUGGGCACAGUCAUGCGCUCUCUCGGUCAGAACCCCACAGAGGCAGAGUUGCAGGACAUGAUCAAUGAAGUAGACGCUGAUGGGAACGGUACGAUAGAUUUCCCAGAAUUCUUGACCAUGAUGGCAAGGAAAAUGAAGGAUACAGACAGUGAGGAGGAGAUCAGAGAAGCUUUCCGUGUUUUUGACAAAGAUGGCAAUGGAUACAUCAGUGCUGCUGAGCUGCGUCAUGUGAUGACAAACCUCGGAGAGAAGCUGACUGAUGAAGAAGUAGAUGAGAUGAUCAGAGAAGCAGACAUUGAUGGAGACGGACAGGUCAACUAUGAAGAGUUUGUACAAAUGAUGACGGCGAAGUGAAGGCCUUGUACAGAUUUCAUAUAUAAAUAAUUUGCCUUUUUUCUUUUGUGUAAUUUAUCUGUAAAAUCUUAUUAACCCCCUUGGUCCCUGCCCCUACUGCUGUCCAAAGGAACUGCAUGUAAACUGCAUAGGCUCUUGUCCCCAUGUCCCUUUCUUUUGCUGUCAUGGUGUUUGAGUGACGAGCGGUCAUACAACCAGAUGCCCGUGGAGGCCCCUGGGAGCCGAAGUACUGAAUCUUCCUGUGUUGUGCUCGGGGGCCCUCCAUGGUGAGGCGACAUUGGAAACCUGUCAGCUGGUUGUCACUUGGCAACGCUGUUGGCAUGGAAACAAUGUAGAGGAGUUGAAACUCUGCAUGGACUAUGGACAAAAGUAUAUAUGGAAAAUCUCAGCAUUGCACUACUGCAAAAAAUGACACGGGUGUAUCUCCUAGGUACUCGUACAAACUCUUUUUGUAUCUGCUGUUCUAUAUAACAGAAAAUGAUUAAUCUUACCAUGCUUUUUAAUGUUUUACUCACUCAUGUUCUUUUUCUUUUUUCUUUUUUUUUAAAUGGCCUUUGGCCAUGCCUCAAAUAAUCCAUUCCAAGUUGUAUAUUUUGUUUUCCAAUAAAAUUUACAAUCUACACAGAUUUGAAAAUUUGUCUUGUUUUCUCAGUCCUAAUUGAUGUAUGAGUUUGUGUACCCUGUAAUUGCUAUUUUUGUAUUGAGGGCAUGGUGGGUUUUUUUUUUUUUUUUUUUUAAUAGAAGUAUUUUCCCCUUUGCUUAAAGGCAUACAAAGUCCCCUUAUUUCCUAAAAGCACUGAUGAGCAUCAGCCAAUGCCUCUUAAUGUUAAGAUGAGCUCAGAUGACAUUUUGUUUUCUGUCAUUAAAAUAAAAGCACUGGAAUGAAACGGUUUGAAACGUGUACUUCUACUUUUACUAUAGUAAAGGUGCCGUCAUUACUACACAGCUUGUGUGUUGGCAUCGCACAUGUCAAACCCUCAUGUCUUUGGUAUAUCUGAACCCAGGCACUCUGCGAGUGGUGGAGCAGAAACUGGUGUAAAUAGAGGUGUACCUGUUUUAUAAUUUCUAGUUGAGUUUGUUACAGUAGCUUUCAGCGAUACAUUUGUUUGACAAAAUAAAGCACUAUUGUGGACCGCU